GGGGAAGAAGAAUUGACGCCAAAAUGCGUCUUGGUUUCAUUAUAAUUUUAGGGGAAAAUACGUAUGAUUCAGUAUGGCUCCUUUUGGUUUCAGGGUACCAGCCUUAGAAUGAUCUUUUUCACCGUACAUGUUUCCGCGUAUUUAUACGAAUGAUGAACUCCACCGAAUCUGUUGGUGAUUCACUUGCUGUUUCACCGAAAUUUGAGCACUGGAAGCUGCGUGAUGAGGAUUGGUUGCAUAUACCGAUUACCCGCGAAUACACCGAGGUUCCACCAAACGAACCAGAUCCCUUCCCGGAAGGAUCUCGACCAUUGGACAAUCAAGUCGGUGGUCAUAGAAGUGCUCUAGGAAAACCGUCCAUAGGUGUUCUUCAGCAUAAGUCCGGUUUCAUAUUGAAAGGACUUUCACAGAAUAAUUGCCGAGGCAUGAGAGAGGCUCAUUUUUACGAAACCGUCUUCUAUGCCAAUGUUAGUGACGCGAAGGAUAUUCUGGACGAAUUGAAGAAAUGUAUACCUAAGUGCCUUGGACUGCAUCUGCAUGAUACCUCAGGAAUUCAUCAUUGUUACCUCAAACUUGAAGACAUAGCUGUAAAUAUGAAGACUCCAAGUGCCAUGGAUUGUAAAAUAGGGGUUCGGAUUACGGAUCCGUUAUGCACGCCGCAAAAGGUUGAAAUCAUGGAGAAAAAAUACGUUGGUACUCGUAUACCCCUUGGGAUAUCUCUUAUUGGUGCACGUUAUCUUGUUACAAAAACCCAGGAAUGGAAAAUUCUAGGAAGGGAUUUCGCAGAUAGUGUCACUGUUCAGGACUUGGAUUCUGUUUUUGAGGAUUACACAAAUGCGGGGAUAGACAAGCGAGUUAUCACGUGCUUCCUCAAUCAAAUGGACCGCCUUAAGGAAUGGUUCACGCGCCAACGAAUUUUCCUCUUUUUUUCGACGUCGUUAUUUUUCUGUUACGACGCGGAUAUUCUGAGUCGAAGGACUUUGAAUGGACCCACAAGUGAAAGCGCCACCGAAGCCGUGGAUACAAACAAGAUCAUCUUGAAGAUGAUCGACUUCGCGCACGUCUUCCCGUCGCAAGAUCAGCGUGAUGAUAAUUUCUUGUGGAUCGCAGUUCUGUGCAAACAGCUUCUUGGUUUGUGCAGUUCCGUCGUUCCAUCUGUUCAGAAUAUCAUCCGUCAGCAGCAAGGCUACUUAUGGAAUCCUUUCGAAGAUGUGAAACGUCUUCGUGGCUUUGGAAAAACGGACCUGGGUCAAAAAUUGAAGUUCAGCGAAAAGCUUAAAACCGUGUUCGCAAUGGAUCUGGCAGCGAUUCGUCCGGUAUCCACAAUGAUCGAAGAUUCCGAAGGUCCCUUCAAGAUAAAUCGGUACAAGGGAGAAGAUGGACAAGAAUCGUGCCCUGCAAAGAAGAGAAAACGGGAUAAAAUUCUUGUUGCUGAAUCACCUUGCAAAGAAGUGUGCGAACAAGAAGAUGCAUUCGCACCACCCAAAUCAAAGAAAAAGAAAGUCCUGACUUUGAAUCCUGCUUUAACGCUAAAAGAUACAGUCCAGAAUGACAACCAGUCCAUCAAAAAUAAGAAGAUCAAACCCGCCCAGCGUGAUUUCGAUGAAUUGCUUGACUCGGAAAGCGACGAUUCAGCGCCAAAAACGCGAAAGCUACGCAAAGGAAAGACGAAAGAUGCAUCGUUAAAGCAAAGCGAAAACAAUUCGGAAAGUCCUGCAACGAAAAAGACAAAGAAGAAGAAGAAAUCUGUUUUAGCUCAAGAAGCGAACUCGACGAAAACAGAUGAAAACGACGAGGAAGACGCCGCAAAUGCAGAUCCGGAGGUCAUCAAAUUAAAUCCCGCUGCGUUGAAGGAAAAUUUCACUGUGAUCAGUCCUGCUGUCCAAGUGAUGAAGCAACGGGUUCAAAAAAUCCUGCCGGAUUGGAUUGCGAAGCCAACCGUCAUUGAGCAAACUUACAAGGAUUUACUACCCAUUAAAUCAAUGUCUUGUCUCAGUUCUUCGUUGAGGAAAUUGUUGAAAUCCAACAGCAUUCAAACGUUCUUUCCAGUUCAACAAGUCGUGAUUCCAGCGCUUUGUGAAGCAUUCAAGGAAAAUUUCUUCCGCCCACGAGACAUUUGCGUCUCUGCGCCCACAGGCAGCGGGAAAACACUGGCUUUUGUGCUGCCCAUAGUGAAUGCUUUGAAGAAGCGUUGCGACCCUCAAAUACGUGCACUGGUGAUCCUGCCUGUUCAUGAACUUGCUGUGCAAGUUUGGGAAGUGUUCAAGACUUACGCCGCAAGUACAGACUUGAAAGUCGUGCUGCUUCAAGCCACCGUCCCGCUUUCGAGCGAACGAACGAUGUUGGUUCGUCAAGGUAAUCACUGA
Notodromas monacha is the source of this 2366-nucleotide messenger RNA. Lineage: Eukaryota; Metazoa; Arthropoda; Ostracoda; Podocopida; Cyprididae. The record is from the annotation of a GenBank genome assembly.